AUGUAUCAUGAUACAUCUUCUGUUGAUAAUAAAUUUGCUUCUACAAAGAAACAAAACCAAAGAUUAAUAGAGAACUUCGGAAUGACAUAUACAUCACAUAUCCUGGAUCAAGUAAAAACUUUGGGAUUCCAACAAGCUACUGUUGCAUCCAUUUCAUUAGGAAUUGAUGUUCUUUUAACAAUAUCUUCUAAGGGAUGGCUAGUUCAAGAUGCUGAACAACAAAGUUUGCUUUUGGAAAAACACCAUUAUUAUGGGAAUGUACACGCGGUAGAAAAAUUACGUCAAUCCAUUGAAAUAUGGUAUGCUACAAGUGAAUAUUUGCGACAAGAAAUGAAAAUGACUAGCCCCUUUAAUCCAGUUCAUAUAAUGUCUUUCUCGGGAGCUAGAGGAAAUGCAUCUCAGGUACAUCAAUUAGUAGGGAUGAGAGGAUUAAUGUCGGAUCCUCAAGGACAAAUGAUUGAUUUACCUAUUCUAAGCAAUUUGCGCGAAGGACUUUCUUUAACAGAAUACAUCAUUUCUUGCUACGGAACCCGUAAAGGAGUUGUGGAUACUACUGUACGAACAUCAGACGCUGGAUAUCUCACUCGCAGACUAGUUGAAGUAGUUCAACACAUUGUUGUACGUCGAACGGAUUGUGGCACCGCUCGGGGUAUUUCUGUGAGUCCUUGGAAUGGGAUGAUGCUGGAAAGGAUUUUUAGCCAAACAUUAAUUGAUCGUGUAUUAGCAGAUGAUAUAUACAUGGGUCCGCGAUGUAUUACCACCCGAAAUCAAGACAUUGGCAUUGCACUUGUAAAUCGAUUCAUAACCUUUCGGGCACAACCAAUCUCUAUUCGAACUCCCUUUACUUGUAGGAGUACAUCUUGGAUUUAUCGAUUAUUUUAUGGCCGGAGUCCUACUCAUGGCGACCUGGUUGAAUUGGGGGAAACUGUAGGUAUUAUUGCAGGUCAAUCGGUUGGAGAACCGGGUACUCAAUUAACAUUAACAAUUUUUCAUACCGGAGGAGUAUUCACAGGGGGUACUGCAGAACAUGUGCGAGCACCAUCUAAUGGAAAAAUAAAAUUCAACGAGGACUUGGUUCAUCCGACACGUACACGUCAUGGGCAUCCCGCCUUUCUAUGUUUUAUAGACUUGUAUGUAACUAUUGAGAGUGAAGAUAUUCUACAUAAUGUGACUAUUCCACCCAAAAGUUUUUGUGUGUUAAAGAAUGACUACUGCUUCGAAAAACAUUGUUGCUGAGCUAAACAAAGGGUUGAAACUCAAUGGUGACAACUAUGAAACUUGGAGUUUGAAAGUUCAAUAUGUGCUGGAAGAGCAAGAGGCUCUGGAGGCCAUUAACAACGUCAUGAAUGAGCCUGAGGAUGGCAACACGGUUCAACAUAGGCGUGACCGUGAAGCGUAUUAUGCUUGGCGGAAAAAGGACUCCACUGCUCGCAUUACGUUGCUAAGCACCUUGGAUGAUGACAUCCUAAGGGAGUUCAAGGAUCACCAAAGGGCUAUGGAACUUUGGAUUGCUUUGAAGAAUAGG
This is a messenger RNA of Lycium barbarum (goji berry), 1525 nucleotides long. Its product is annotated as DNA-directed RNA polymerase subunit beta''-like. Lineage: Eukaryota; Viridiplantae; Streptophyta; Magnoliopsida; Solanales; Solanaceae. The transcript is spliced from 4 exons. The record is from RefSeq and is a predicted model, not a curated record. Gene Ontology annotation, molecular function: DNA-directed RNA polymerase activity; DNA binding. Gene Ontology annotation, biological process: DNA-templated transcription. The coding region runs from base 1 to 1236 and encodes 411 amino acids.